AUGACAGCAGCCACAAAUCGCCGUGGUCAAACUUCCACAUCCGUCCACAAGAAGGCUACCCACUUCUCCGAAGACAAGAAGGACAAGAAGGACAAGAAAGACAAGAAAGAAAAGAAAUAUGUCACGACCAAUUCCAUCUUCAAGACCGGUCCCCAUCGAAUCCGCAAGCGCGUCAGAGACUCCCUCAGAGAUAAAAGAUCUGGUUUGGGCAAGAGCCUUCUUCGCCGUGAACUCUCGUCAUCUCCUCCACCAAGGAAAAGAUAUACUCUCGCCGAUGAGUCCAAUGAGGUGCUCAACAACUACAGAAGUCAUGUCAGCGAAGCCAGCGAACAGAUGAUAGCGCUUGCCUAUGACGACCUUAUCCAAAAGCUGGAGCAAACCACGCUCGCACCGGACGGACUGAGCACACGUAUUGCGGGUGCCAUCGAAGCCGCCAAUAAGCUCUCUACUCCACUGGCUGAUGAGCUGGUCCGUAUCAACUUCAAGGACACCAAGGGUGUGGUCAUUCGCAAGGAAACAAUCCCCAUCGGCGACACGGUCACAAAAUUUGAACAGAUACUUCAGGACAAGAAGAAGGAUCUCGAGACUCUCUGGAAGGAAUGGAAUGAUGUUUGCCAAGCUAUUGCAGAGACGGGCGCUGAGAUUCUCCAUGAGCCCACUUUCCCGUCGCAGUUUGGUCUCGAGACUGUAGAAGGUCGCUACAGUCCGUCAGCUCACACCAAUAUUGAGGUCGAGAGUCUUCGCAGAUUGAUCAAGAGAGAAAGCGAAAAAGCGUACGAGGACCUCGAUCAAGAGGCAAAGGACAGUGUUGCCGCACACAAGGGCUACACGAAGUUGUGGCAUGACUUCAUACUUGAGCAGAGUGCUUGA
Messenger RNA from Aureobasidium subglaciale EXF-2481, 870 nucleotides. RefSeq lists its product as uncharacterized. The transcript has 2 exons. Bases 1 to 870 code for a protein of 289 amino acids. Lineage: Eukaryota; Fungi; Ascomycota; Dothideomycetes; Dothideales; Saccotheciaceae. The record is from RefSeq and is a predicted model, not a curated record.